GCCUCCAAACGUACGUCGCUAGGUCACCGGAAGAAGGUCACGAGCAUUGCAACCAAGAUGGCGGCCUCCUUGUGUCAGUGUUACCAGUUAUGUAUCAGAAGGAGUUUGAUGGUGUCCAGCCCCUCAUACCGGCUCCUUCACAACAGACCUCAUGUCUACAGGAUAUGUGGUUCCCUCACAGGAUCCGUCACAAACUCCUCACAGGUACGGUACUCGUCUGGUCGAGGAAGCGGAGCGGGAGGAGGGGCCAGACGGGGCUUCCUGGGGGAGUUCCUGGAGGGCCUGAAACAGGAACUGAGCAAGAACAAGGAGAUGAAGGAGAACAUCAAGAAGUUCCGCGAGGAAGCCAAGAAACUGGAGGACUCGGAAGCCUUGAAGCAGGCACGAAAGAAAUACAAAACGAUCGAGUCUGAAACGGUGAAGACCUCCGACGUUCUGAAGAAGACGUUUGGGAGCUUGUCUGAGAGCGUGAAGGAGGGGCUGGAGGAGGUCAGUCGUACAGACCUGGGAAAGAAGAUCAAGGAGGGAGUGGAGGAGGCUGCAAAGACGGCCAAGUCUUCUGCUGAGACCGUGUCCAAGGGUGGAGAGAAGCUAGGCAAGACUGGAGCCUUCAGGGCCAUAUCCCAGGGUAUGGAGAGUGUGAAAAGGGAGAUGGAUGUGCUGGGCCACGGCGGGUCCUAUCGCCCCCCAGCCAGGCUGAGGAAGAGGACAGAGUUCUCCUCCAAGGGGCCUGGAGACGAGAGCAAGGUCUUCGAGGCCAACGAGGAAGCCAUGGGUGUAGUUCUGCACAAGGACUCCAAAUGGUACCAACAGUGGAAGGAGUUCAAGGACAACAACGUUGUUUUCAACAGGUUCUUUGAGAUGAAGAUGAAGUAUGAUGAAAGUGACAACGCUCUCAUCAGAGCCUCCCGCGCCGUUACAGACAAGAUGACCGACAUCUUAGGGGGGCUGUUCUCCAAGACGGAGAUGUCCGAGGUUCUGACUGAGAUCCUGAAGGUGGACCCCUCCUUCGACAAGGACUCCUUCCUCAAGCAGUGUGAGGCUGACAUCAUCCCUAACGUCCUUGAGGCCAUGAUCCGAGGAGAGCUGGAGGUUCUGAAGGACUGGUGCUAUGAGGCGACCUACAGUCAGAUGGCUCACCCCAUUCAGCAGGCCAAGGCUAUGGGGCUGCAGUUCAACUCCAGGAUCCUGGACGUGGACAACCUGGACCUGGCCAUGGGGAAGAUGAUGGAGCAGGGGCCAGUCCUCAUUAUCACCUUCCAGGCCCAGCUGGUUCUGGUGAUCCGCAACACCAAGGGGGAGGUGGUGGAGGGAGACCCUGAGAAGGUGCUGAGGAUGAUGUAUGUGUGGGCUCUGUGUCGGGACCAGGAGGAGCUGAACCCAAACGCUGCCUGGAGACUGCUGGACAUGUCUGCUUCCAGCACAGAGCAGAUCCUCUGAGAGACACACACACACACACACGCAGGACAUGUCUGCUUCCAGCAGGGUGCAUAUGAGAGGGCCAGGCUGGGUGUCUGGUGUCCGGGAGGACAUGCAGAGAGAUGACCAGUCCUCCAGUCCUGCUGAACCAGUACCACCUAGUACCCCCAGCUGACACCAGGGGGGCAGUAAACUCUGGAUGUCUUCAUCCAGCGCUCGCUCUCUCCAUCUUUGCCCAUCCUUCCAUCUCCCCGUCAGUCAAACAUCCGGAUGUUUAUUCCUCUAUGUCUCAUCUCAACUGCUCCUGUCUUCCUCCUCAACAGAGAGUCAGAGGUCCCUCCCUCCAUACCUCCCUCCCUCCCUCCCUCCCUGCAACACCCCUCCAUACCUCCCUCCAUACCUCCAUACCUCCCUCC
Molecule: messenger RNA, 1835 nt
Organism: Osmerus eperlanus (European smelt)
Lineage: Eukaryota; Metazoa; Chordata; Actinopteri; Osmeriformes; Osmeridae
Gene: timm44
Product: translocase of inner mitochondrial membrane 44 homolog (yeast)
Exons: 13
Coding region: 58-1440 (460 amino acids)
Biological process (GO): protein import into mitochondrial matrix
Cellular component (GO): mitochondrial inner membrane
Molecular function (GO): protein-folding chaperone binding
Source: RefSeq, a predicted model, not a curated record